AUGAACAAUCCAAAUGACAAUGCUUAUGUGGAAUGUAAGGGGAGCAAAUCAAAGAUACAAACGAAGGAGUUAGCUAAAUACAUCAAAGACAAACAUAUAUCUCUAGCUGGAUUAGUGGAAACCAGAAUUAAGCAUCAUAAAGCUUCUGUGGAUGUAGUACUAACGGAUGCUCAGUUUAUACACUGUAAUAUUAUUAGCACUAAUAUCUGUUGUGCUAUGACUAUGAUAUAUGGAUACAACAGUGUAGACAUGAGAAAAGGAAUGUGGCAAAAACUUAGGAUGCUGGCUCAGUCUAUAAAUCAACCAUGGCUCAUAUGGGGGGACUUCAAUGCAGUCAUGUCUAUUCAAGAUAGAGUAUCAAGGCAUGAAGUAACAAUGGCUGAUAUUCAAGAUUUUGCAGAUUUUUAUUCUGAUACCAUGACUACUGGAAUUCCUUGGAGGGGAGAUUACUUCACAUGGACAAAUGGUCAAAUGGGAGUGGAUAGAGUAAUUAGUAAAAUUGAUAGAGCCUUGGGAAAUGGUGAAUGGAUGAUGAAAUUCUUGAAUAUUUGGGCUAAUCAUGAGGCAUUCCAAAGUAUAGUUACUAAGGGAUGGCAAGGGAAGCAACAAUAUUGCAAGCUAGCAACCAUCUGGAACAGAUUGAAAGCUAUGCAAGCAGACUUUAAGAAUUUGAAUAACAAGAAUUUUAGGAAUGCAACAAUGAAAAUUGAACAAGCAAGAAGGGAUAUAAUUGAAUGUCAGCAAGAGAUGAAGAAAGGAUACACACAUCAACUAAGGAUGAUGGAGAAGGAAGCUAGAGAUAAACUAGAAAAAUGGUCACUCAUUGAAGAAAAGAUAUUUCAGCAAAAAUCAAGAGCCCAAUGGAUCAAAACAGGUGAUGGAAACAACAAGUACUUAUUUGCAGUGAUGAAAGAAAGAGCAUGCAGGAAAAACAUUACAACCUUAACAGCAUUGAAUGGUACAAUCCUGACAGAGCCUAAGAGUAUUAAGAGGGAGAUUGUAGCGUUUUACAAAUCUCUUAUGGGGACUGCUGCUAAUUAG
Messenger RNA from Nicotiana tabacum (common tobacco), 1041 nucleotides. RefSeq lists its product as uncharacterized. The record is from RefSeq and is a predicted model, not a curated record. NCBI's taxonomy places the organism in Eukaryota, Viridiplantae, Streptophyta, Magnoliopsida, Solanales, Solanaceae.